Messenger RNA from Brettanomyces bruxellensis, 1125 nucleotides. RefSeq lists its product as uncharacterized. Gene Ontology annotation, biological process: regulation of DNA-templated transcription; nuclear-transcribed mRNA poly(A) tail shortening. The record is from RefSeq and is a predicted model, not a curated record. Lineage: Eukaryota; Fungi; Ascomycota; Pichiomycetes; Pichiales; Pichiaceae. The transcript has a single exon. Gene Ontology annotation, cellular component: CCR4-NOT core complex; P-body. The coding region runs from base 1 to 1125 and encodes 374 amino acids.
AUGUCAUAUAGCACGGCAGCCGGAUCUCCGUGGACGGUGCGGAGAACUGCGCCAUCUGCAUCCUUUGAUGAGCAAUUUCCGGCAUUAGGGUCGGCAAAUCCACCUGUAAUGAAUAGAAAUUCGUCCGGAAACAGAGGGAAAAAUGGCAUAAACAGUGCAAACAAUAGCACAAGCAGUACCAAUAGCAACAAGCACCAGCCGUUGUUGUCACAGCAGCUUGAAGCAAGCAAUCCAAAUGCAUCUGUGACCAGUCCAUCUGCCCAAACUAAGGCAAAUGCUCAGGCAAUAUUGAAUGCAGUGAAACAUGCAUCGACAAUAGCCAAUCAGAGCAGUGCUGGCGGUACGGAUGGCGAUGGAAAUGCAGGAAAAUCCAGUUUGUCGAGAAAUGCAAGUGGAAUCCUCAACAAUUUGGCUGAAAUGGCCGGAAAACAGCAAAGAGAUGGAUCUCACACUCCACAACUUCCACCCGGGCUUGUUCCCGCGGCUCCGAAUGCUUCUGAGAUGGGUGGAUCUGGUGCAAAGGGAAAUGAUGCUUUUGCAGCUGCGAAAACCGAGACUGUGAAGACUCAGCAGGAGAAAGCAGAUGAACCAGUUACAGAAAUCGACAAAUACGGGUUAAAGGCUCUUUUACCGUUGCUCAGACAAGAGCCAAGCGAUCAGACUACGAUUGCAAUGGGGAUUGAUCUCAAUAUGCUUGGAUUGGAAGUUUCGAGUACAAACAGGGAAAGUGCCGAUUACAAGAUUUCGAAAUCGUUUGCUUCUCCUUGGUUGGAGACUAGUAGGUCUGAAGUUGAGCCACUAUUUACCACUCCGGAGAGUUUCAAGUUGUCCGAGGCGGACUUGCCGAAUAUCGAGUCGAAAAUCGGGACUUUCACGGAUGAGACGUUGUUUUUCAUUUUCUACAGCAAACCAAGAGAUACCCUCCAGGAGUUGGCUGCCAGGGAACUCAACAGCAGAAACUGGAGGUAUCACAAAGAAUUACAGGUCUGGCUCACCAAGGAGUCGCAUUCCGAGCCAAUUCCGAACGGUCCCGACUCCGAAAGAGGCACCUAUGUCUUUUUUGAUCCGACAACUUGGCAAUAUGUCACCAAGGACUUCAUUCUUUCAUACCAGUCGAUCAUAUGA